CAAUUUUUAACCGACGAUUAUACGUUAACUUUUUAAACUGUUUGCUUACAGUGUCGAUUCCCAGUCUGUACACAAAACACCUUUUGGCUAGACGUGAACCGCUACAACAGCCCAAUACAUAAUGCGAUACAGGUGCACUCUAAUCAUUUGGUUUUCAAGCUAAUGGAGUAAUAUAUAUGAUAUCGAUGUCUGAACUACGAUGGUAGUUCAUAUAAAUGUGAAAAUCCGACCUACCUGAAUUAUGACUAUAUAUUCCUGCGAACAAUUUGGAAAUACUAAUGCUCAAUAACUAAUGGUACAAUCACCUAUUAACCUUAAUGGUUCACUGACGCUCUGGAACUUGGAUAAAUCGCAAGAUUUUUUAUCUGAGGAAAAAUUCGUACAAAUUUGUGGGUGAUAUUAGAUGUAUCAUUAACUGAAGUUGACUUUUCAAUUUGUUCCAAUGCCUACCUUAUCUCAAUAGUUAACUUACAUUGUUAUCUGUUGUAAUUAUAACAUAAUACAAUAAAGUGAAUAGUGACAGUGCUACCUUGUCGAUAAUGGAUACAUUAUUCAUUAGUUCAACAUUUGAUUCAUUUGAUGUUCUGUAUACGUUACUAUUUGGACUUCUUGUAUUUUGCAUUAUGGCACCGACUACAGAGUUUAUUUCUGCUGGUGUAACAUUAGAGAAUUUGUUUAAUCGAUUUCUUGGUAAUGAAAGUUUAUACUUUGUACAGUAUCAUUUAAAAAGAACUGUAAUGAUACGAUUAUUUUCAUCGUCUUUGAUCUUUCUGUAUUUUGUGUUCAUGCAGUGUUUGUCCAAAAAUGUAGCGAUUUCUGCUCCAAAUGUUUCAUUUCCAUUUACAAUUUGGGAUGUAAUUUUAUGGAUUGGCAUAGGCAGUCUAUCUGUCAUUGGGUCACAUACUUAUCUAGUUUGGUAUGGAUCUGGUACAUGGUAUGGCCACCCAACAAUUUUAUCAUUGAAACGGAUUAUUAUGGAAUCACUACCUGAUUCACAAUUGUCAUCUUCAGCCACAGCAUCAUCAUCCUUGUCAAAUGGCGCAUUUAGUGUCGCUAUAAAAGCUUUGAUAUCUUCAAUAAAUUCUGAAUAUCAACGUUCUGAUAAAUUCGUAGCAGGUCAAGGAAGUUUAUCAACUAAUUGGUCAGGUCGACGAUUUGUUAUCACAGAUUCAUGGAUUUUAACUUCACGUUUUACUGAAUUCAAAAUACUUAGACAAUCUUCGGAAAAUAUGUUAGCUGUUGUUGUUUCAGCAUUUUCAGUGCUGGACCCAAGCUCUCUAACUCAAGGUGGUCAACCUGACGGAGAAAGUCUCGGUGUGCAAACAAUUGUUACAGUGAGAUUUAUACGUACAGAUACAGGAGUGUGUUUGCUUAGUUUUGGAUUGCCAGCAUCAAAUUUAGAUGAGUUACGCAGUAAAUUACGUUUCCCUUUAAUACAAGCACAAGGUGUACAAUUAGAGCCAACAAUUAUUCAAAGAUUUAUUGAAGCAUUUACACAAGUAGUUGAUGAAAAUCAACCGGUAAACCUACCAGCUGGCUAUAAAACGUUUGAAUGAACAUAUUUCAACAGCAAAACGUAAACUGUCAGAAUUACCGGUGUUUUGAAAAUAGCUUCGUUCUCAAUUUUUUGGCAUUUUCUAAUCCUUAAACAUUUUAUUCCCAAAAAUAUCGAGUUGGAACAGUGCAUUGGAUGUAUGGUACAACAAGUUAAUGUCACUUUAAAUCGUCAAUGCGAAAGUUCACUCACCCCUUCUUCAUCAUCAGCAGCAAUUAAUAGUAAUCAAUCAUUAGAUAGUAAUCAAUGCGGUAUAUGUUAUUGUAGACCGUUAUGGUGUUUAGAAUGUUUAGCACGUUGGUUUGCUUCAAGACAAACAAAUAUGCGGUGUCCACCAACUCAAUGGCUUUCUGGACGUGUACCUUGUCCAACAUGUCGUACAUAUUUUUGUGCUCGUGAUGUGUCACGACUUAUUAUUUCUCAUCGACAAUUGGACUGAGAUCUGUUGUACUUAACAGGUAACAUCAGAAAAUGUGAUUCAUUUGUGAUACCAAUCGGUUUUCCCCUUUUCCUUCACUUGAACAAUUCAAACAUAUAUAUAUAUAUAUAUGCUCUGUCCUACCGUCUUUCUACCUGUCCUUCAAAUGACUUGCUCUUGAUUGUUUUGUUACCUCAGUAACUAUUGAGUAAAAACUGGUUUCUUUAUCGUCUCCCAUCCUAUUAUUGGGGUGUUCUUUUCUUCAUUCUCGUUUUUGGUCUCUUAUUUUGUUCCUAAUUUUUAUAAUUCCUAACAUGUUUGUAGUGUAUAGUGGGUUAAACAAGUUGUGUAUAAUAAAUUGAUUACAAAAGCACUUCAGGUUUUUUCCGUCAAGUAAAAUGAGCAAUUUUCGUUUGUCUGUGUUGAUUAGUUAUUUUUUAUCAUUGGAGGGAUUUUGUGGAGGUUGAUUUAAUUUUUAGGUUGUAUUUGCUAUAGAUUGAUCUGAGUUGAUGUAUUAUUGGAACCAUGGAGCACUGGGUAACUGUUUUCUUCUAGCAUGGGAUUCAUUAACAGUAUGCACCUAUGACCUCAUUAGGAGUCGAAUCCAACGGUUUAGAUCCCAUACUAAGCCAAUUUAGCCGCCUAUAGCUUCCUGGCUUUCGGUGGUAUUCCGAUUGAGAUUAGUGUGCAAUAUAAAUGA
Schistosoma curassoni is the source of this 2673-nucleotide messenger RNA. Lineage: Eukaryota; Metazoa; Platyhelminthes; Trematoda; Strigeidida; Schistosomatidae. The record is from the annotation of a GenBank genome assembly.